Gymnodraco acuticeps is the source of this 1406-nucleotide messenger RNA. Its product is annotated as zinc finger protein 664-like. Gene Ontology annotation, biological process: central nervous system development; regulation of transcription by RNA polymerase II. The transcript is spliced from 4 exons. Bases 1 to 1212 code for a protein of 403 amino acids. Gene Ontology annotation, molecular function: DNA-binding transcription factor activity, RNA polymerase II-specific; RNA polymerase II cis-regulatory region sequence-specific DNA binding. Gene Ontology annotation, cellular component: nucleus. Lineage: Eukaryota; Metazoa; Chordata; Actinopteri; Perciformes; Bathydraconidae. The record is from RefSeq and is a predicted model, not a curated record.
AUGACGAAUGGCAUCUCACCCAGAAGACAUGGAGAGAGCAUCUACACCCCUGUCAUUGGAAACAGAGGAACAUGCCAGGACAGCAUCUGGAUCUCCAGCCCCACCACCUACAGCCCCACCACCUCUGGUACCCACAACCUCUGCAGAGAGCAGCUGGUGGUGGUUAAAGAAGAGCUUCUCCCUGACCAGCAGGAGAGGAGCACCAGUCUGGACCAGGAGGACCCAGAGCCCACCCCACACAUUAAGCAGGAACAGGAGGGAGAGCAGCUUCAGGAGCUGGAGGAGGCUGAUAUCACCAAGUCCACUUUCACUCCUGACCCUGUGAAGAGUGAAGAUGAUGAAGAGAAACCUCAGUCCUCUCAGCCUCAUCAAAGACAAACUGAACACAUGGAAACAGAAGCUGAUGGAGAAGACUGUCGAGGACCAGAACCAGCCAGGAACUCAGAUCCAGAGAGCAGUUUGCAUCCAAAGACUGAGGACCACACUGGAGACUCUUCUGAACCUGACACCGAAGACAGUGCUGAUUGGAAAGAGACCAGAGAACCUGCCUCAGGCUCAAACUCACUGAAAAAUAGACAUGAAUCUGUCAGUGACCCACAAUGUAGUGCUGAAAAGAAACCAUUCAGCUGCUCAGUCUGUAAGAAAGCUUUUCCACAGAGUGGAUAUUUAAAGAUACACAUGAGAGUCCACACAGGAGAGAAACCAUUCAGCUGUACAGUCUGUAAGAAAGCUUUUUCACUGAGUGGACAUUUAAAGAGACACAUGAGAGUCCACACAGGAGAGAAUCCAUUCAGCUGUACAGUCUGUAAGAAAGCUUUUUCACAUAGCGUAUAUUUAAAGAUACACAUGAGAGUCCACACAGGAGAUAAACCAUUCACCUGUACAGUCUGUGAGAAAGCUUUUCCACAGAGUGGAUAUUUAAAGAUACACAUGAGAGUCCACACAGGAGAUAAACCAUUCACAUGUACAGUCUGUAAGAAAGCUUUUUCACAUAGUGGACAUUUAAAGACACACAUGAGAAUCCACACAGGAGAGAAACCAUUCACCUGUACAAUCUGUGAGAAAGCUUUUCCACAGAGUGGAUAUUUAAAGACACACAUGAGAGUCCACACAGGAGAGAAACCAUUCACCUGUACAAUCUGUGAGAAAGCUUUUUCACGGAGUGGACAUUUAAAGUCACACAUGAGAGUCCACACAGGAGAGGAAAAAUAGAUCUGCAAAGUUUGUCACAAAAUAUUUAAAUGAGGUAAUCGUUUAAAAAUACCAAGUGUGUUGGUAAGGGAAUACAUUUGUCUAUUUUGUAUCCUGAUGCCGUUACAUGUAAUACGUUACUCCCUAAGCCUGUUUUCACCCACCUGCAACCGAUUCGCUACUAAUCACAAAUAAUCAUUUCUUCGACCCCUUGA